AAGCAUUCGUAUCGUUCUAAGGUCACUCUUUCGAUCGACCGCCUCCGGCAAGCUCAAUACCAACGAAACCAACUGCGCCAGCGAGAUUCGCUCGGAUCAAUGUUCCUAGAGCCAUCUGUCCCGAAUUGCAGGUAUGGAGUGUUAUACGCAGUACGAUAAUGGCUGUUUCCGGUACUCCGCGUUGGCAGAGUGUUCAAGGUAUGGCACCGUGACGCAUUCGGUCGGUCACCAUAAAGAUACUGAUGAGCAUCUACAUAGUUGUCCUGGAAGGUGUAGGAGCUUCUGCGCCUACGGCCACGAGUGUUGUUCUGGCCGGAUGGAUCGUACCGCGAAGCAAUGCACUCGGGGUGGCUCCGUCACGGGUCAGGGGGCUGGGGUACCUCGGGCAUGUUUUCCUCGUGCUAGCGGACAUUGUGGCCAGAGCUGUUGCGGCCGGGAUGACGGGUACCCAUAUUCAGGCCUGCGUCGGUUAGGUCGUCGACCUGGUGGGUCGAUGACGAUGCCGGUGGUUACGCCUAUCGGCAUCGUUGGCAGCGUAUGUUGUCUAUGGUUGCUUUGAGCCCAGAACAUUGACCUGGCGUCACAUAUGGAUCGUGAAGUCGGUCGUAGGCACGGCGGUGGACUUCGUCGCGCUCACAACGGGA
Messenger RNA from Macroventuria anomochaeta, 644 nucleotides. RefSeq lists its product as uncharacterized. The transcript has a single exon. The coding region runs from base 134 to 559 and encodes 141 amino acids. The record is from RefSeq and is a predicted model, not a curated record. NCBI's taxonomy places the organism in Eukaryota, Fungi, Ascomycota, Dothideomycetes, Pleosporales, Didymellaceae.